Messenger RNA from Temnothorax curvispinosus, 1229 nucleotides. Its product is annotated as ubiquitin-conjugating enzyme E2 S. The transcript is spliced from 5 exons. NCBI's taxonomy places the organism in Eukaryota, Metazoa, Arthropoda, Insecta, Hymenoptera, Formicidae. Bases 224 to 862 code for a protein of 212 amino acids. The record is from RefSeq and is a predicted model, not a curated record.
GGCGGCGCAGAGAGGGAAGAAAGGAUCGACUUCUGGCUUCGAGAGUACGGUCGAACCUGGCACGCGAUUGGCUGUCAGUUCAAAAUGUUGGUUAUUGCGGGCGAUGCCGUGCUGAUGUUGUGACGUUAAGCGUUUUCCUACGUUGUGCGCCGGAAAGUUGGGAAAAUCACGUAGCUGUGCGCGAGAGACCUGGCCGAGAUCACGCUCCGAGUUUCCGGCGAUUAUGGCUGCCGCCGCCGUGAGCUCCAAUGUGGAAAAUCUGUCGCCGCAAAUCAUCCGCCGGGUGGCCAAGGAGAUGGCAGAGUUGGUCACGCAAGCCCCCGAAGGUAUUCGUGUCAUUUUGAACGAGGCCGACGUCACCGACAUACAAGCCGUCAUCGAGGGCCCAGCGGGGACUCCGUAUGCCGGUGGGUUCUUUAGAGUGAAAUUAGUUCUUGGAAAAGACUUUCCGCAAGGGCCGCCAAAGGCUUACUUCCUUACAAAGAUUUUCCACCCUAAUGUAGCGAAAAACGGCGAAAUAUGUGUUAAUACUUUAAAAAAGGAUUGGAAGCCGGAUCUCGGAAUACAACAUAUAUUAUUGACUAUAAAAUGUCUACUGAUAGUGCCAAAUCCAGAAUCUGCUUUGAACGAGGAAGCUGGCAAAUUACUUUUAGAGAGUCACGACGAAUAUUCAGAACGAGCGAAAAUGAUGACAGAGAUACACGCACAGGGAGGUGGAAAAGGUAGCAAGGCAGGUCUGGAAAGUUGCGCCUCUUCAGAAACUGGUGGACCUCUUCCAAAAAAGCACGCAAGUGACAAGAAGUUAACGGCGGAAAAGAAAAAAAUGUUAAAAGAUAAGAAGAGGACACUGAAGAGAUUAUAAGGAAAAUCAAUAUUAUUUAUCUGUCUUUUGUAAUUUAAAAUAAACUAGUAUGAUAAUGUUGCCUCGUAUUGUAUACAAUUAUUAUUGCAUAGUAAAAUUUUAUUAUCUAAACUCGACUGAUCUUAUUAUUAAGUAUAUAAAGAAUUUAAUAUGUCUAGUUACGCAAAAAUAAGAAAAAAAAAUAAUAGAAACAAAAAAUUUAUCCACCUUGCGUGGAAGAUUAGUACACGUCUAGUAGAUAGAUCUACUACCGUCAUGGGCCGACGUAGAAAUCUGCUCUAUACUAUCUGUUGGCAAAUAUUUUUACAUAUGUACAGAAUGAUACGAUGUGAUUACUUGAGUGAAAUAAAGAAAAAAUGAUCUUCUA